UUUUUUUUUUUUUUUUUAAAUUCUAUUCUCAAGAAUAGCUAUUCCGCAUUAUGCAAUUCAGACGUGCCGUAAAACGGUUAAUCCUUGACUUUGCUUUCACGCUGGGCUGCUUUCUAGUCACCUUUUAUUCACCUGUUCUUCUCCCUGUCCAGCCGGGUCCAAAAUCCAACCACAAAAUAUUAAAGAGGAAGCAAAGAUGUUAUAAAACUAACUAAAAACAAUAACUCCUCACUUUGCCAAUUUGUCAUCCCAUGAAACACAGGAAUAAAAUUUACUAAUCUAUAGUUUUCUCGGUGAUCCAUUAGCCCACUUUUUCUUGCAGUUUCAACAACCUCACAUUCAAGGAAGAGAGUUGAAAUAUUAGGAUUUUGGAGACCGGAUUUAAAGCUGCUGCUUCAUCUGCUUCUUACUAGUAAUGGAGUUGAAGGACAGGCUUGUAAGGUUUUAUUCUGAUGGUAAACAACAGAAAGAAGCACCAUGGGGAAAGAACGACCCUUUAUUCCUUGAAACGUCAUCUUCUGGGUACAAGAUUUCAUUUUCUUCAGUGCUGAAACCGGAGAAUGUGAUGGUUGGAGGAAGAAAUAGACUUCCUGAAACGGGAAAAGUUGGAAGGUCAAAGGUUUUUCCACAGGGCAAUGCACCAUGGUACAGGAGAAUUCUUGAUCCUGGCAGUGAGGUUGUGUUACAAUGGAACCGGGUUUUCAUUAUUUCAUGCUUGGUGGCACUUUUCGUUGACCCAUUGUAUUUUUAUUUGCCUGCCAUUGGAGGGGAUGCAACCUCCUCGUGUGUAAAGACAGACACAAGCUUGCGAAUUGUUGUUACAUGUUUUCGAAACAUUGCUGAUAUUUUUUAUUUGUUGCACAUAAUUAUAAAAUUUAGAACAGGUUAUAUUGCUGCAAACUCAACAACUAGAGUGUUUGGGAGGGGUGAACUUGUAAUGGACCCUAAGAAGAUUGCAUGGAAGUAUCUUAGAUCUGACUUCUUCAUUGAUCUCAUUGCAACACUGCCUCUUCCUCAGAUAGUUAUCUGGUUUAUCAUCCCGGCAACAAGAAGUCCUCGAACUGAUCAUAACAACAAUGCCCUUGCAUUAAUUGUUCUGUUUCAGUACAUUCCCAGAUUGUAUUUGAUUUUUCCAUUAAGUUCACAAAUUAUUAAAGCAAAUGGUGUGGUCACAAAGACAGCAUGGGCGGGUGCUGCCUACAAUCUUCUCUUAUUCAUGCUAGCUAGCCAUGUCGUAGGGGCAGCAUGGUAUCUGCUCUCUGUUGACAGGUACACUUCAUGCUGGAAGAAAAAUUGCAAAAAGGAAUUUGCUCCUCUCAGAUGUAAUCUACACUAUUUAGAUUGUGACACUUUUGGCCAUAAUGAUCGCGAGAUGUGGACAAAUGGCACUGAUGUGUUCAAGAACUGUGAUCCCGGAAAUGUUAUUGAUUUCCAAUAUGGCAUAUUUGAAAGUGCAGUAACAAAGAAUGUUGUCUCCACGAGCUUUCUUGAGAAGUAUUUCUACUGCUUAUGGUGGGGCUUACAGCAACUUAGUUCCUAUGGCCAGAAUUUGUCAACAAGCACAUUCAUUGGGGAGACACUAUUUGCUAUACUUAUUUCCAUCUUGGGUCUUGUUCUAUUUGCCCAUUUGAUUGGCAACAUGCAGACUUAUUUGCAAUCCCUCACAGUGAGACUCGAGGAAUGGAGACUUAAGCGAAGGGACACUGAGGAGUGGAUGAGUCAUCGCCAACUUCCUGAAGACUUAAAACAUCGUGUUAGACGUUUUGUUCAGUAUAAAUGGGUUGCAACUCGAGGAGUUAAUGAAGAAGCCAUCUUGCGUUGCUUACCUGCUGAUCUUCGUCGUGAUAUUCAGCGCCACUUAUGCUUGGACCUUGUUCGACGUGUCCCUUUCUUCUCCCAAAUGGAUGAUCAGCUGCUUGAUGCAAUAUGCGAGCGUCUAGUAUCAUCCUUGAGCACUGAAGGUACCUAUCUUGUUCGUGAGGGUGACCCUGUGACAGAGAUGCUCUUCAUUGUUAGAGGUAGAUUAGAUAGUUCUACAACUAAUGGUGGUCGAACUGGUUUCUUCAACUCAAUUGUACUGAGACCUGGAGAUUUUUGUGGAGAGGAACUUCUUGCAUGGGCUUUGCUACCAAAAUCCACCAUGAACCUGCCCUCUUCAACUAGAACAGUCAGAGCUUUAGUUGAGGUUGAAGCAUUUGCACUACAUGCUGAAGAUCUCAAGUUUGUGGCCAAUCAAUUUAGACGACUUCAUAGCAAGAAACUACAGCACACCUUCCGGUUUUACUCCCAUCAUUGGAGGACAUGGGCAGCCUGCUUCAUACAGGCUGCUUGGCAUCGGUACAAAAGGAGAAUGAUGGAAUACAAUAUGACCAUGACAGAAUCAUUAGCUUUGAACGAGAAAGAGGAUGACGAGACCGGGCAGGAGGAACAGAAAAUUUUCACUGCUGGCUCCAAUCCUUCUCAGGCCAAGCUGAACCUUGGAGUCACGAUAUUGGCAUCAAUGUUUGCAGCAAAUACUAGGAGAGGAGCUCAAAAGAUCAAAGAUGUUGAGAUGCCAAAAUUACAAAAACCAGACGAACCUGACUUUUCUGCAGAUCCUGAUGAUUACUGAUUGUUUGCAUUAUGAUUUUUGAAAAGAGUGUAUAUUGACUGAGCUUCUCUACAUGGGGUCAGACAUUUUCAGUACAAUAGCAGGUCAGAAACACCUUCUAGGUAGGAUCUGGAAUCCCAGAUAUUGAACAUCUUUUCCCUAUUGGUGGAAACCUUACCAAUCCGGUGUUGGACAAGAAGUGCAUGUCGUGGAAAGACAAGGCGGGGGUAUUAGUGUGGUCGUACUGGAGAAGGUUGUGUUGUGCACUACCUGUAUUUUAUUUGUUGUCGGAUAUGUAGGGUUUCAUCAGAUGCAAGCUGAGUCUAAUCCACGAGCCUUAGAAAAUACUGAGAUAUUAAAAUUUAUCCCCACGAGCCUUGGGGUCUUAUCAUUCUGAUUUUCCUGUAAAACUUGGUAACAUUUACUCAUAAAAUGCGUCAGUUAGGAAUGCCUUCGGCAAGAAAAUUGGCCUGAGUUUCGAGUCCAUCUUUCUUAAAUUUAAUUUCUUUGCGGUCAUUUUGAAGUGGAUAACGCUCCUCCGAGGUCAGCUAAGUAAAUCUUCUGAACAUAUUGUAGCCAGAAAUUUAGCCAUGACACAGCAGAGCAUUUGUUUAUGCAAUUAAUGACAAACAUUAUAAGAAAACUU
Messenger RNA from Durio zibethinus, 3236 nucleotides. RefSeq names its product cyclic nucleotide-gated ion channel 17-like. Gene Ontology annotation, biological process: transmembrane transport; potassium ion transport. Gene Ontology annotation, molecular function: voltage-gated potassium channel activity. NCBI's taxonomy places the organism in Eukaryota, Viridiplantae, Streptophyta, Magnoliopsida, Malvales, Malvaceae. The record is from RefSeq and is a predicted model, not a curated record. Gene Ontology annotation, cellular component: membrane.